Molecule: messenger RNA, 1549 nt
Organism: Mauremys mutica (yellowpond turtle)
Lineage: Eukaryota; Metazoa; Chordata; Testudines; Geoemydidae
Product: butyrophilin subfamily 1 member A1-like
Exons: 9
Coding region: 1-1500 (499 amino acids)
Biological process (GO): T cell receptor signaling pathway; regulation of cytokine production
Cellular component (GO): external side of plasma membrane
Molecular function (GO): signaling receptor binding
Source: RefSeq, a predicted model, not a curated record
AUGACGGGGAAGGUUCCCUCGUUCUCUCCCGGCUCCACAGUGAGCUCUGCUCUGCCCGGCUACGUCACUCUCUGCCUUGCUCUACAGGUUCACAGGCUGGUGUCAGCACAGUUCACAGUGACUGGAUCUGGCCAUCCAAUAACUGCAUCCCUAAGCAGGGAGGCCAUCCUGCCCUGCCACCUCUCCCCCAGAAUGAGCGCUGAGAACAUGGAGGUGAGAUGGUUCCGAUUCAAGUUCUCUGCAGUCGUGCACCUGUAUCGUGAUGGGCAGGAUCAGUACGGCGAGCAGAUGCCAGAAUAUCAAGGAAGAACUGAGCUUUUGAGAGACGAUAUUACCAAUGGGAGAGUUUCCCUGAGAAUACACGAUAUCCAACCCUCCGACAAUGGACAAUACAAAUGUUUUUUUAAAUCCAAUGUCUCUUAUGAAGAAGCUUUAUUGGAACUGCAGGUGGCAGGUUUGGGCUCUGCUCCUGCCAUCUCUGUGGAGGGACAUCAGGACGGAGGGAUCCGGGUUAUAUGUCGAUCAGCCGGAUGGUACCCACAGCCCAAGGCUCAGUGGAAAGAUCUCCAGGGGCAGGUCUUACCAUCAGCCUCUGAAAAAAUAUCCCCAGAGGCCAAUGGCCUGUUUCAAGCAGAGAUUGCCAUUGUUAUAACAGAAGAGUCCAACCAGAAAGUGUCCUGCUCUGUCAGGAACCCCCGACUCAACCAGGAGAGAGAGUCAACGAUUUCCAUAGCAGAGCUGUUUUUCCCACGAGUCAAUCCCUGGAUGGUGGCUCUAUGGGUGAUCCUGGCUCUCCUGGCUGUUCUCCUUCUCCUGGCCAGUUACUGCGUCUGGAGGCAACACAGAGCAAAAGAGGCUCUGCGGUCUGACAUGAAGAGACAGAAAGAGGAGUACGAGGCAGUGAAAGAACUGGGACUCACCAGAGCCCGAAGCUACGCAGUGGACGUGACUCUGGAUCCAGACACGGCAAAUCCCAACCUAGUCCUGUCUGAGGAUUGGAAACGUGCGAGACAUGGAGACACAUGCCAGGAUCUGCCCGACAACCCUGAGAGAUUUGAUAUGUACCCUGAAGUUCUGGGCGCUGAGGGGUUCGCGGGCGGGAGGUGUUACUGGGAGGUGGAGGUGAGGGAGAAGCCUGACUGGAUUCUGGGGGUUUGUAGGGAAUCUGUGAGCAGGAAGGGGAAGGUCACAGGCACACCUGGGAAUGGAUACUGGGCCAUGUGGCUGGAGGAAGGGGAAUACAAGGCCGGCACCUCCCACAGGACCCCCCUCCCCGUGAGCGUCAGGCCCAGCCGGGUGGGGAUUUUCCUGGACUAUGAGGUGGGCGAGGUCUCGUUUUACAAUGUGACUGACAGGUCCCAUCUCUUCACUUUCACUGACACCUUCUCCGGGAAGCUCCGCCCUUAUUUCUGUCCCUGUAACAACGCUGGGGGUACAAACGCGGCUCCCCUGAUAAUCUGCCCGGUCCCAGCUCAGGCUGGAGGGAAUCUUGGUCCCUGACAGUGACCCCGCGGCACAGACUGGCCCCUCCCAGCCCUGCUGCUCUUCC